This is a messenger RNA of Abrus precatorius (Indian licorice), 1685 nucleotides long. Its product is annotated as EVI5-like protein. Bases 235 to 1314 code for a protein of 359 amino acids. The record is from RefSeq and is a predicted model, not a curated record. The transcript is spliced from 9 exons. NCBI's taxonomy places the organism in Eukaryota, Viridiplantae, Streptophyta, Magnoliopsida, Fabales, Fabaceae.
GUCCAUUUCACUCUCAUUUCCUUUUUCCGAGGUUGUUGCAGGCCACUCCAACCCCCAUUUUCUCGUCUUUUUUGUGUUUGUGUGUUCCCUCGGAUUCCCAGUCACAAUCUUCAAAACCCUACCUUCAUUUCCCAAUUCUCAAUUCAUCAUUCAACUAAUCAAGCUUUUGCGUGUUGUAAUGUUAAAGGAAGUGAGCUAUAUCAUUUGUCUUUUGGUUUGAAAGGGUUAAUUUGAAUGGAAAAGAAAAGAUUAGAUGACUACGAACCAGGUCCUGUUCCUUCACCAAGAGCAUUAGACAGAUUUGGGUUUGUAAAACAGGAUGUUAAUACUUCUGAUGGGUUAGUCAAGAGUAGAUCAGCAUAUGAGAGACAUAGGGAUGAGAGAAGGGUUAGAAAAUGGAGGAAGAUGAUUGGGGUUGGUGGGAGUGAUUGGAAGCAUUAUCUAAGGAGAAAACCUCAUGUUGUUAAAAGGCGUAUAAGGAAAGGAAUUCCUGAUUGUUUAAGGGGCCUUGUUUGGCAAUUGAUAUCUGGAAGUCGAGACCUAUUGCUGAUGAACCCUGGAGUUUAUGAGCAACUAGUCAUAUAUGAGACGUCAGCCUCUGAACUGGAUAUAAUUCGAGACAUUUCUCGGACCUUCCCUUCACAUGUAUUCUUUCAACAGAGACAUGGACCUGGACAGCGGUCCCUCUACAAUGUUCUAAAAGCUUAUUCAGUCUUUGACAGAGAUGGAAUGGGUUUUUUAGCUGGGCUUUUGCUUCUUUAUAUGAGUGAAGAAGAUGCAUUUUGGUUGUUGGUGGCAUUGCUGAAAGGAGCAGUUCAUGCCCCAAUGGAGGGCUUGUAUCUGGCAGGAUUGCCUCUGGUACAGCAAUACCUCUUUCAAUUUGAACACUUGGUGAGGGAGCAUCUACCAAAGUUGGGAGAACAUUUUUCCCAUGAAAUGAUAAAUCCUAGCAUGUAUGCAAGCCAGUGGUUCAUAACUGUAUUUUCAUAUUCCUUUCCCUUCCAUUUGGCUCUUCGAAUUUGGGAUGUCUUUCUCUAUGAGGGUGUUAAAAUUGUCUUUAAAGUUGGCUUGGCUCUUUUACAGUUCUGCCAUGAUGACUUGAUUAAACUACCUUUUGAAAAACUGAUACAUGCGUUGAAAAACUUCCCUGAGGAUGCAAUGAAUCCAAAUACGUUGUUACCACUGGCAUAUUCUAUCAAGAUAUCCAAACGUCUAGAGGAACUGAAACAAGAGUAUGAGAAGAAGAAUGGAAAGAUAAGUCGAUCUAGAGAACUUUCUGAAAAGCAAAUAGUUCCAAGUGUCCAGAGCAACUGAAGCAUGAGCAUAUGUAGAUAGCAUUCUCAUGAAGAACUAUUAAAGCAGAGAAAUUCCAUACCCCAUAUGUAGAUAGCAUUCUCAUGAUUCUAUGUUGCAUUGGUUGCUGACUCUUGUCAAAUUUCAGUUUAUGAGGUUUUAGUGAAUAUGAAAAUAUGUUGCAUAUUUAGAGACUGAUAUGGGUCUCUUUCUUUUUUGUUUUCAACUCUGAAAAAUGUUGUUUUAGAAAUUAUGGUUUUUGUUAUUAUUAAAGGGGAUUCAUUUUGCUGAAAGGAAUUACUUUUCAGCUGAGGCGAGGAAUACUCUUGGUGGACCAAUAAAAAAGAGAAAAAAUGGUUUAUGGAAUUAAUAUCCAUUAUUGGGUAAAUUAC